AUGGCUCUUCCCCACGGAGUAUUUGAUUAUUUACAAUCAGAAUACGGAUUGGAAUGCGAAUGUUUCGCCAGUCCUCUCAAUCGAUACGCGAAGAUCCAGAACUAUUGUAGUCAAUUCAAAGACACAGACGAAUCCUUCGGUUCUUUGGGGAGUUUCUUUGAAUUUUGGCCGGAAGAAGGGGCGUUCGAGUGCAAUCCUCCCUUCGUGGAGGAGUGUAUGAUUCAAAACAUCCAGCAUGUCUUGCAAUGUCUGAAGAAGGCCGAGGAAGCCAAGAAGUCGCUCAUGUUUUUUAUCAUUGUUCCAGCGUGGAAAGAUGAUUGUGAGUCGUAUCGGUUAACAACUGAAAAUGACUACAAAGUAUUGGAAAUCGAGAUGAAGAAAUAUGAGUACUUUUAUAGGAAUGGAAUGGCACACCAAAAGGAUUAUACUGUGAUGGAUGUGCGGAGUGAUUCGUUAAUGCUGGUCUUGCAAUCCUCCGAAGCGAAAAAGGAGCAUGAGAUCGAUGGUGAGAAAUUUGAAAAGGAAAUUCGAAGCAAAUGGGGAAUAGAGAGUGAAGAAUAUAUGAAAGGAAAGAGAGAAAGUAAUCCGAAUCGUAAAAGACAAAGACAAAGACAAAGACAAAAUGGAUAUGAAAAGGACAAUUAUCAUGAGCGACAAAGACAAAGUGAUUAUUAUCGUAAGCGAUCAAGACAGAAUGAAUAUGAAAGAGACAAUUAUCGUAGUCAUAAGCGGUCAGGACAAGAUGAAAAUCAUGAAGAUAAUGGAUCGAAGCGAUUAGAAUAUAGUGGACAUCACUAUAGUAAAUCUGUUGAGGAAGGACACAGUCAUUGAGAGCUUGAUUAUGUUAGUAAGGAGUUAAUAUAGCAAUU
Blastocystis hominis is the source of this 869-nucleotide messenger RNA. RefSeq lists its product as hypothetical. Gene Ontology annotation, molecular function: mRNA (2'-O-methyladenosine-N6-)-methyltransferase activity; RNA polymerase II C-terminal domain binding. The record is from RefSeq and is a predicted model, not a curated record. The transcript has a single exon. Lineage: Eukaryota; Bigyra; Opalinata; Blastocystidae. Bases 1 to 831 code for a protein of 276 amino acids.